GGCAGUGAGAGUGGAGCAGCCAGGCAGCGCAUCUCAUCCUCCUCCUCCUCUCCCUCUCUCUGUCUCUCUCUCUCUCUCUCCCUCUCUCUCUCUGUCUUUAUCUCUCCACCUCUCAUUCUCUCUCUCCUCACAAAGCGCAGCGGAUUCUAUCCGUCACAACUUGCAGAGCAUCUGAGGCUCAGCACACAGCGUGAUUAUGUUCUGAGAAACGAUUACCGUUGGGCUGUUCGACUAGACAGAACGAGCGACUCUUACGUCUAUGAGCAUCUUUAAUCUGACCUGAUAAACCUGAGUGUAGCAUUUAGUAUGUUGGUGAUGGUGUGCAUGGGCUCUGCUGACUAUGAGGAUUGUGGAUCAUAAAGAGAGAGAGAGAAAAGCACAGAGAGGAGAGCACAGAGAGCGCUGCUGAUUCAUUCCCGGACUAACCUUGGUGCCUCUUGCAAUGCUGGGUGAAGAAUGUUCUCUUUAGGAGGUUCUACUCCCUCCUACAGUGUAGGAUUCAUGGCCAGGAAGCCAGUAUUGCCCUUCAGCAGCACAGCCGAGGUCAUUGGCGUAUUUUUUUAAACCCAUCUCCAUUGAGUUGUGGGAAUCAGGUUCUUUAAGAACUUUUUUUUUUUCAGAAUACUUUUAGGAACUAUUAUCUUUAUCAUGGUGCUCCGAUCGUGCCCAGGCAAUCGUCUGCUCUGGGUCGGACUCUUUGUGUGCACCCUGGUAGAUGCCAGCUCCAGCCUGAAGUUCUCUGGUGCUGAGGGCCAGUGGAUGGCAUUCCCCAUGUGGAACGCCUGCUGUGAGAGUGAGAUGAGCUUCAACAUGAAAACCAAGAGCUCCCAUGGACUCCUGGUGUACUUUGACGACGAAGGCUUCUGCGAUUUCUUGGAGCUGCUCAUGAACAACGGCAAGCUUAAUCUCCGCUUCUCGAUCUUCUGCGCCGAGCCGGUGGCCGUGAUGUCAGACGUGCAGGUCAACGACAGCAAGUGGCAUGCCAUCAUGGUACGGCGGAACUUCCAGAACACAACGCUCAUCGUGGACAACGAGGUCAAAUGGGUGGAGGUGAAGUCCAAGAGACGGGACAUGACUGUGUUCAGUCACCUGUUCUUAGGAGGGAUACCACCGGAGCUACGGUCCGUGGCGCUACGCCUGACAUCGAACGCCGUGAAGGACCAGGUUCCCUUUGAGGGUUGGAUAACGGACUUGAAAGUCAACGACUCUGCGCCUGUCAUUCUGAACAGCGCAGGAGUGGACAGUGAUGCGUGUGAUGACGAUAACGUGUGCUUUAAUGGAGGAAUUUGCAACAUCAUCGAUAACGAACCCACGUGCAACUGUACCGAGACGGGAUUCCACGGAAAAGACUGCACCGAAGAAGACAACCGAGCCAAAGGUCUGGCACACCUGAUGAUGGGAGACCAAGGUAAAUCUAAAGGGAAAGAAGAAUACGUGGCGACCUUCAAAGGUUCCGAAUACUUCUGCUACGACCUGUCGCAGAACCCGAUACAGAGCAGCAGCGACGAGAUCACGCUCUCGUUCAAAACCCUGCAGAGGAACGGACUGAUGCUGCACACGGGCAAAUCGGCCGACUACGUCAACCUGGCGCUGAAAAACGGGGCGGUUUCGUUGGUCAUUAAUUUGGGGUCCGGGGCCUUUGAAGCCCUGGUGGAGCCAGUCAAUGGAAAGUUUAAUGACAAUGAUUGGCAUGAUGUCAAAGUAACAAGGAAUCUUCGUCAGCAUUCAGGCAUUGGACACGCUAUGGUUACGAUAUCCGUGGAUGGAAUUCUUACCACUACGGGAUACACGCAGGAGGACUACACCAUGCUAGGCUCGGAUGACUUCUUCUAUGUGGGAGGAAGCCCUAGCACGGCCGACCUGCCCGGAUCUCCCGUUAGCAACAACUUCAUGGGUUGCUUGAAGGAGGUGGUUUAUAAGAACAACGAUGUCCGGUUGGAGCUUUCCAAGCUGGCUUUGCAGGGUGACCAUAAGAUGAAGAUCCAUGGCGUGGUGGCCUUCAAGUGUGAAAACGUAGCCACUCUUGAUCCAAUCACCUUUGAAACACCGGAAGCUUUCAUCACGUUACAUAAGUGGAACGCUAAGAAGACCGGCUCCAUAUCCUUUGACUUCCGCACUACGGAACCGAACGGGCUACUUCUGUUCAGCCACGGGAGGCCAAAACAGCAGACCAAGGAGGCGAAGACUCCGGUCACUCUUAAGGUGGACUUCUUCGCCAUUGAGAUGCUGGAUGGUCAUUUAUACCUGCUCCUAGACAUGGGCUCGGGCACCACCAAAACACGAGCGGUCAAUAAAAAGGUGAACGAUGGCGAGUGGUACCAUGUGGACUUCCAGAGGGAUGGAAGAUCAGGUACGAUAUCGGUAAACACGGUCCGCAUGCCUUAUCAGGCUCCGGGCGAGAGCGAGAUCCUGGACCUGGAUGACCACCUGUACCUCGGUGGUCUUCCUGAGAACCGAGCAGGUCUGGUGUUUCCCACCGAGGUGUGGACGGCGCUGCUGAAUUACGGCUUCGUGGGGUGCGUACGCGACCUCUUCGUCGACGGCCAGAGCAAAGACGUUCGGCGCAUGGCUGAGGUCCAGAAGGCAGUAGGGGUGAAGCCGUCGUGCUCCAAGGAAGCACCUAAGCAAUGCCUGAGUAACCCAUGUCAGAACAACGGCAUCUGCAGAGAAGGAUGGAAUCGUUAUGUAUGCGACUGCGCCGCUACCGGGUUCCUGGGCCGGUCUUGCGAGAGAGACGCCACCAUUCUAAGCUACGAUGGCAGUAAGUUCAUGAAGAUCCAGCUCCCGGUGGCCAUGCACACCGAGGCCGAGGACGUCACGCUCAGGUUCCGAUCGCAAAGAGCGUACGGUGUCCUGAUGGCCACCACAUCCCGGGACUCCGCCGACACGCUGCGACUGGAGCUGGAGACCGGACGAGUCCGUCUGACCAUUAAUCUAGACUGUUUCAGGAUUAACUGUACAUCCAGUAAAGGGCCUGAGACGCUGUUCACUGGACAAAACCUGAACGAUAACGAGUGGCACACGGUGCGAGUGAUGAGGAGAGGAAGAAGUCUGCAGCUGUCUGUGGAUGAGUUUCAGCCUGUUGAAGGUGAGAUCCCAGGUGACCACACCCAGCUGGAGUUCCACAACCUUGAGACGGGGAUCAUCACGGAGAAGCGCCACCUCUCCACCGUUCCCUCCAACUUCAUCGGCCACCUGCAGAGCCUGGUGUUCAAUGGCAUGGCCUACAUCGACCUGUGCAAGAACGGAGACAUCGAGUACUGCGAGCUCAACGCCAUGAUCGGCUUCAAGAACAUCAUCGCCGACCCUGUGACCUUCAAGUCUCGCUCCAGCUACGUGUCCCUCAGCACGCUGCAGGCCUACUACUCCAUGCACCUGUUCUUCCAGUUCAAGACCACGUCGUCCGACGGCCUCAUCCUCUACAACAGCGGAGACGGAAACGACUUCAUCGUCGUCGAACUCGUAAAGGGCUACCUGCACUACGUAGCGGACCUGGGGAACGGUGCCCACCUCAUUAAAGGGAACUCCAACAAGCCUCUGAAUGAUAAUCAGUGGCACAACGUCAUGAUCUCCAGAGACACCAACAACCUGCACACAGUCAAGAUCGACACCAAGGUCACCACGCAGACCACCGUUGGAGCCAAAAACCUCGACCUAAAGGGGGAUCUGUUCAUCGGGGGCGUGGCUAAAGACAUGUAUAAGGAGCUUCCUAAACUGGUUCAUGCUCAGGAGGGAUUUCAGGGCUGUCUGGCCUCCAUGGACCUGAACGGCCGUCUGCCGGACCUCAUCUCUGACGCGCUGACCUGUGUGGGGCAAAUCGAGAGGGGCUGCGAAGGUCCCAGCACCACCUGUCAGGAGGACUCUUGCUCUAAUCAGGGUGUGUGUCUGCAACAGUGGGAAGGUUUCAGUUGUGACUGCAGCAUGACGUCGUUCGGAGGACAUCAGUGUAAUGAUGCGGGAACGACGUACAUAUUCGGACGUGAAGGAGGUAAGAUCACGUACACGUGGCCUCCCAACGACAGGCCGAGCACCAGAGCUGACAGACUGGCGCUGGGCUUCAGCACUCAGCUUAAAGACGCCUCGCUCAUCAGAGUGGACAGCUCAUCUGGACUGGGAGACUAUCUCAAACUGCACAUUAAAAAUGGCCAUGUGGCGGUGAUCUUCAACGUGGGCACGGACGACAUCAACAUCGAGGAGAAGUCGAAGUUUGUGAACGACGGCAAGUACCACGUGGUGAAGUUCACCAGGAGCGGGGGUAAUGCCACGUUGCAGGUGGAUGACCUGCCAGUCAUUGAGCGCUACCCCACAGGCAACAUUGAUAACGAACGACUGGCGAUCGCUAGGCAGCGAAUCCCAUAUCGACUCGGUCGAGUAGUUGACGAAUGGCUACUCGACAAAGGUCGUCAGCUCACCAUUUUUAACAGUCAGACUACAAUCCUGAUCGGAGGCUGGGAGCGAGACAAGACUCCCUCCUUCCAAGGCCAGAUGUCAGGCCUCUACUACAACGGGCUGAAAGUGUUCAACAUGGCCGUCGAGGGAAACCCUAACGUCCGUGUCGAGGGCAGCGUGAGGCUGGUGGGCGAAGCGCCUUCCUCGUCCUCCUCCUCGUCCUCCUCCUCUUCUUCCUCCUCCAUCACACCUCAGUCCAACGCCUCCACCUCCGUUAUGGAGACCACCACGACCACCAGCAGCACCACCACCGCCUCCAGCCGCAGAGUAAAGCAGACCACGCCCAGAGACACGCAGCAGACGACGGAUGACCUGUUGGUGGCGUCUGCCGAGUGUCCGAGCGACGACGAGGAUAUCGACCCUUGUGAGCCGAGCUCAGGUGGGUUAGCGAGCCCGACAGGUCCGGGUCUGAAGGGAUACCCUGACCCGGUGGAGGUGCGGGAGUCCAGCAGCACCACAGGUAUGGUGGUGGGCAUCGUGGCAGCAGCCGCCCUGUGCAUCCUCAUCCUCCUCUACGCCAUGUACAAGUACCGCAACCGGGAUGAAGGCUCUUAUCGCGUGGACGAGAGCCGCAACUACAUCAGCAACUCGGCGCAGUCCAACGGCACCGUCCUCAAAGAGAAACCAGCCAACGUGGCCAAGAGCGCCGCCAAGACCAAGAAAAACAAGGACAAGGAGUAUUACGUUUGAUCGCUCUUUCACUGGACGUGAUCCAGGAAACGCUUUUUUUUAAGGACUUCUGGAUAUUUUUUAGUUUGGAUUUGUUUUGUUUCUUCAUAUCUCUCUCUCUCUCUCUCUCUCUCUCUCUCUCUCUCUCUCUCUCUCUCUCGCACUCUCUUUGAAAGAAUAAUACGAAACCAUAUCCUGUGUAUAAUAGCAAGGAGGAAAAAAACUGAAACGAAAACUGCUUU
Molecule: messenger RNA, 5360 nt
Organism: Tachysurus fulvidraco (yellow catfish)
Lineage: Eukaryota; Metazoa; Chordata; Actinopteri; Siluriformes; Bagridae
Product: neurexin-1a
Exons: 23
Coding region: 649-5139 (1496 amino acids)
Source: RefSeq, a predicted model, not a curated record